AUGUGGACUUGCCCAAAGCCCCACCUGGCUGAGCAAGUCUUCAUGGACAUCAUGCAUGGAGUGCACGGCUUGCUGAAAUCCACCGUUCAGGUCGCAGCCGAGACCGAGCAUCCCCUUCGCCGAAAAGCCCUUGGAGCUCGACUCCGGAGGAGGGCCUGGUCGGCCCUACCACUCUUGGCACUUCAGAUGUCUUCAACUCACAACAAAGCUGCCUGCAUCCCCGUCUUUGCCUUGACCUGGACCGGCGUUGCUUCCAGGUUGCCAGCAGCGCGCGGGCUUAUGCAUAACUCCCCUCAGAAAGCGCCGCGGCCUUUCGGCGUGGAUUUGGCCACAGCGCCGCCUGUCUUCAUCAUCAGCAUGAUUUCGAGUGCAUAA
Symbiodinium sp. CCMP2592 is the source of this 375-nucleotide messenger RNA. The record is from the annotation of a GenBank genome assembly. NCBI's taxonomy places the organism in Eukaryota, Dinophyceae, Suessiales, Symbiodiniaceae.